UAGAGUUGAUAACGUUAUCUCAUCCUUUAAAUAUAUUUGAUGUUCUACCUUCAAUUACGUAGUGCUGUGAAAAAAGCGUAGAAAGAUGAAUUUCAUUUUUUUAAUAUGCCUCGCAGUGGCUUUAUGCCAGGCUACAGGCGAAAAACUGCGUUUUGACAACCAUACUUUGUAUCGGUUAACUCCCAAAAGUCAGGAAAUGGUUGAUAAUCUUCGAUACUUGGAAGAAAAUGCCUACGUCGCUGGAUAUACGUUUUUCACUGGUACAAUAGCAGAAAAUGUUCCUGUCGAUAUUCUGGUUCCACCGAAAGAAGCAGAAACUUUUUCACGGUUUCUUGACGAUGCGGACAUAGAGAGCAGCAUCUUAAAUAAAAAUAUCCAAAACGCAAUUGACGCUGAAGGAUUUAGACCUGAGGCAAGAGCUGGAACUUUUGACUGGACAAGUUAUCACACUUUUGAUGAGAUUAGCAACUGGGUUAGAAAUCUUGCGUUUACUCACGCCGACAGACUGACUCUAAUCAACGGUGGCACAACAUUUCAAGGGCGCGAGAUUAUCGGAGUCAAGCUUUCGACUGGUCCGGAGAAUAACAAACCUGCCGUUUUCAUUGAAGCUAACAUUCAUGCUAGGGAAUGGAUUACAUCUGCUGUGGCUACUUAUAUACUCAACGAGCUCGUUGUGAGUCAAGAUCCUGCAGUGCGUCGAAUUGCGGAAGCCUACGUGUGGUAUAUAUUUCCCGUCGUGAAUCCUGAUGGUUUCGUGCAUUCCCAUGACAACAAUCGAUUAUGGAGAAAAACACGUACACCUUACACGUUCCUGUGCUUUGGAGCCGACCCCAAUCGCAACUGGCCUUACCAAUGGAUGCAAGGUGGGGCAUCUAACCAAGCCUGCUCUGAUACUUAUGCUGGACCGAAUCCACUGUCGGAAACUUCAACGUCCAGCCUGGCUUUUUUCAUCGAUACUGUUGGACCAAACUUGCUUGCUUACAUCAGUUUACACUCAUUCUCUCAAAUGUUGUUGCUGCCUUAUGGACACACCACUGCACAUUUGGACAACUACGAUGAAAUGCUGAGAAUUGGAACACAGGCUAUUGCAGACCUUUCAGUCAGAUACGGAACCCAAUACGUUAUAGGAAAUAUUGCAGAAACCAUUUACGUUGCAACGGGGGGUAGUAUGGAUUAUGUCAAAGACAAGUUUAAAACGCCCAUAGCCUACACAUAUGAACUUCGCGACAGAGGGCAAAAUGGCUUCCUUUUGCCAGCAAAUCAAAUUAUCCCAACUAGCUUGGAGACACUGGAUUCGUUGGUAUCCAUUUUCCGGUCUUAUCAUCAGCUGCAUCCAUACAAUGAGACCGUGAUUGGCUAGAAAGUGGCUUAUUGAUUCAGCAGGAAAAAAAGCUUUAACGUUUGUUAUUUACUAAAUAAAUGUGGCAUUCCAAAAUUUGA
This is a messenger RNA of Dendroctonus ponderosae (mountain pine beetle), 1440 nucleotides long. RefSeq names its product zinc carboxypeptidase. Lineage: Eukaryota; Metazoa; Arthropoda; Insecta; Coleoptera; Curculionidae. The transcript has 8 exons. Bases 86 to 1360 code for a protein of 424 amino acids. Gene Ontology annotation, molecular function: zinc ion binding; metallocarboxypeptidase activity. Gene Ontology annotation, biological process: proteolysis. The record is from RefSeq and is a predicted model, not a curated record.